AUGGGGACUGACGCACAGCAAGAGGCCCGCUCCUACCUGAGCGAUGAAAUGCUGGCUGAGUUCAAGGCUGCCUUCGACAUGUUCGACACUGACGGUGGCGGUGACAUCAGCACCAAGGAGUUGGGAACCGUGAUGAGGAUGUUGGGGCAAAACCCAACAAGAGAGGAGUUGGAUGAGAUCAUUGAGGAGGUGGAUGAGGAUGGCAGCGGUACCAUUGACUUUGAGGAGUUCUUGGUCAUGAUGGUGAGGCUGCUCAAGGAGGACCAGGCCGGCAAGAGCGAGGAAGAGUUGGCGGAGUGCUUCCGUGUUUUCGACAAGAAUGCUGAUGGCUACAUCGACAGAGAAGAGUUCUCCCUGAUCAUCCGUAGCACCGGCGAGCCCAUCACAGAGGACGAGAUUGAUGAGCUGUUGAAAGAUGGAGACAAGAACGCCGACGGCAUGCUGGACUUUGACGAAUUCCUCAAGAUGAUGGAGAAUGUGCAGUAA
Messenger RNA from Nerophis lumbriciformis (worm pipefish), 486 nucleotides. Lineage: Eukaryota; Metazoa; Chordata; Actinopteri; Syngnathiformes; Syngnathidae. The record is from RefSeq and is a predicted model, not a curated record.